GAGAAAGAGGAGAAGAGUUAAUAGUGUGUAAGGGCUCUGGUGGGUUGUCCGGUCAGGCUCUGUUUUGAAUGUAGCUGCUUGUGUAAGGGCUGUGCAGUUGUCUGGGUUUAUGGAUUCGCUGAUUGUGGAAAAUGUACUUCUCUAUAGUGGUCCUUGUCCUGACUAAGGCUCUGGUCAUAGAGGUGUGUCAUGGCCUGAAUGUGACGGUGACCCCUGGGCCUGUUGUCAUGGUAACAGAGAAAGACAACGUGACACUCUCCUGCCUGGUGUCUCAGAGAAAGAGGAGCGGCAGCGUCCUCAUCCUACGCUGGUUCUUUUCUCCUCUUGCUGCUCCCACUCUCGUGCCCCCUCCCUCCCCCUCUCCUCCUGCACUCGAGGCCUCUCAGUUUCUGAUCGUGAAGACGGGCAUGAAGAAAAUGAAGCUGUACGGGAACUACACCCGUCGUUUCCCCCAGCUAAAGUUUCGUCUGUAUGAGGAAACGGAGGGAGAGUUGUACCGGUUGCAGAUUCUCAAUGUGACAGCAGGGAUGGACCAGGGUUUCUACUCCUGCAGGGUUCAAGAGAUUCGCAAACACAGAAACACAUGGAGAGCGUCAUCCAAUGGUACCAGCACCACACAGCUGACAGUGCACUUCACUUUCGAGGAUGGUGGCAGUGAAGGACUGUGGCGUUUAUAUGCAGAUGUGUAUUUGUGUGCUGUGCUGAUUUGCUCACUGGGCCUGCUGUCCAUCUUCCUGUUCACUCUGGUUCUCACCUGCCAAUACCUUCACAGGAGACACAGGCUCAAAGAUAGUUACCUUCUAGUGAAGUGUCCAGAAAGCAGCUCAGGAGAGACUGUGACCAGCUCCAGCAGUUCCUCUGGUUCCUCCCCAAGAGCCCAAAGGCAACACACAAGACAGAAACCUGACAGAAGAGCAGCAGCAGCACCUAAACUCCCCGAGGUGCCACCACCACACAUACCAGCCAAAGUGCCUGUUGCUGCAAAGAGACCUCAGAAGCCCCGAAGGUUAAAGACUCAGCUCAGGAGUUCCUCCACUCCUCGAGUAUCACAGGAAGACAGUCUGACAUAUGCAGAACUGGAGCUGGUCAGACAAAGGCCAGAGCCCCCAGCCUCCUCCAGUCCUGACCCCACUGCCUCCAACCCAGACACUGUGUACGCUCAGAUCAUCUUCCAGGAAAAACAGCUGUAAGCACAGCAGCUCUGGACACAUGGAUGUCAUGGUACCUCCCGGUGAGGGCAACUGAACUGAGUGGCAACCAAAGGACAAUAUUUAUGAACUAUCAGUAUGGCAUUUAGCAUAAUGUUUUUUUGGCUGUACGCUACAUUCAUUCAUUCAUUCUUUCAUUCAUUCAUUAUC
Anarrhichthys ocellatus (wolf-eel) is the source of this 1358-nucleotide messenger RNA. RefSeq names its product V-set and transmembrane domain containing 4a (gene vstm4a). The transcript is spliced from 8 exons. The coding region runs from base 132 to 1190 and encodes 352 amino acids. The record is from RefSeq and is a predicted model, not a curated record. NCBI's taxonomy places the organism in Eukaryota, Metazoa, Chordata, Actinopteri, Perciformes, Anarhichadidae. Gene Ontology annotation, cellular component: membrane.